Neohortaea acidophila is the source of this 1210-nucleotide messenger RNA. RefSeq lists its product as uncharacterized. Lineage: Eukaryota; Fungi; Ascomycota; Dothideomycetes; Mycosphaerellales; Teratosphaeriaceae. The transcript has 2 exons. Bases 198 to 1073 code for a protein of 291 amino acids. The record is from RefSeq and is a predicted model, not a curated record.
CUCCCAAGGGUUUCAAGACCUGGAAGACCACUUCGAAGCUCGUAUCUGGGGGUGCGCUUACGGAGGACAAGUCAAAGCUCAGCAACAUGACCUGGCAACAUACGCAAACGGUCGAGCUACAUUUCAAGGAUGCGUUCACGUUGAAGCCGGUGAGCAGAAGUCCACAAUUCCUUAGUGGUUGGAAGCGCUGACGUCCGAUGCAGCUCAUCCUCACAGAAGGCGCUCUCAAAGGGCAUCACGUUCUCGUUAUCGAACCUGUUGCACCGAAGAAGAAGACCAAGGUAUUUCGCUUGCUCGAUCUGCCCGCCGAGAUACGCACGAUGAUCUACGGCCACGUCUUCGAAGAGACCGGAGAGAUUCGCAUCAGAACGUACAAGCCGCGCAAGCAGCCGCGUCGCCCAGUGCGCGACAGCUUCAACACCUACUGCCGCCGCCCUUCUAUGAAAGGUCUCACAUUCGACCGUGUGCACGGCAAGUGGCUUGGCCAGAAGCCCAGCGCACUCACGAUGCUCAGCGUGAGCAAGCGUGUCUUCGAAGAAGCGGCGCCGAUCAUCUACGGGGACAACACUUUUGCUUUUGACUCAACGAAGGAGGCCCUCCUGUUCUUCGAUUGUAUUGGACAGAUGCGUAAGCAUCUCCGUACCAUUCGAUUUCACGACAUAGGUGCACCGACCACCACAGCCAACACCUUCCGCAUGCUCAAAGAUGCCAAACAGCUUCGUACGAUCGAAGUGUGCCAUGGUAUCCUGUGUGGAUCAUACUAUGACUGGGAUCGAGCUCAUCGCCCAGCUCCACCCGAUGCGCGCACUCUAGUCAACAUGCUCGCGCCGUUGGCCAAGGGCCUGUACAAGGCGUCGCCCAGCGGAGAGACCUCACACAGCGUGUUGGAUAUCAUCCGUGUCUACUCGGAGCACAAUGGAUCACGCUGCUACGGAUGCAAGAUUGGUCGCAACUGCAAUCGCGCGAAUGACACGUAUUGCAAGACGCACUGCAACGACAUUGCAGCCCAUCUCAAAGAAAUCGCGGCAGAGUGCAAAACUCGCCUCGCCUUGCAACUCAGAAUCGCCGUUUGACGAAAGCUACAUCGAAGGAGGUACGAGUCGCGAAUUGACUGAUGGGUGAUGGGUGGAGGCCACGCGUGCUGCGGGUGUUUCGGCAUCGACGAGUUUGCGGUGCUCGGAGGAGUGGGCUUGCUGUGGCAAGCAACACG